Geodia barretti is the source of this 289-nucleotide messenger RNA. The record is from the annotation of a GenBank genome assembly. NCBI's taxonomy places the organism in Eukaryota, Metazoa, Porifera, Demospongiae, Tetractinellida, Geodiidae.
GAACAUGACUAAAAUUGUUGAAGUCAGUGACAUUAAGGGAAUGGGUAAAGACAUUUUUUCAGCUGAAGUGAACUGGACAAACUGAGCUCAUGGAGAUAUGUAUGUGUGUUUUGCAUCUAACGGAGUGUCUAAUGUUUCAGAUGUUGUUUCAUUGAAAGUUGCUAGGAGUCCAACUCUACUGUUAGUAGUACAGACAUCAGCUACAUCAGUGAUAGUGGAGUGGAGUCAGCCAUCAGGAGGAGCCACAGUGACUGGAUAUGUAGUACACUAUAGUGACAGAGUUGUUAAC